Molecule: messenger RNA, 1710 nt
Organism: Centropristis striata (black sea bass)
Lineage: Eukaryota; Metazoa; Chordata; Actinopteri; Perciformes; Serranidae
Gene: hoxa1a
Product: homeobox A1a
Exons: 2
Coding region: 7-981 (324 amino acids)
Biological process (GO): regulation of transcription by RNA polymerase II
Cellular component (GO): nucleus
Molecular function (GO): RNA polymerase II cis-regulatory region sequence-specific DNA binding; DNA-binding transcription factor activity, RNA polymerase II-specific
Source: RefSeq, a predicted model, not a curated record
GCUACAAUGAGCAGCUUCUUAGACUACUCGGUGAUGAGCGGUGAAGGUGGCUCGUGCUCUGUUAGGGCUUUUCACUCGGACCACGGGAUUACAACUUUCCAGUCCUGCGCGGUUACUGUCAACAACUGCGGGACAGAUGACCGCUUCGUGGGGAGCAGGGCAUCCCCUGACGGGAUCCCGCACCAGUCGGGGUCAUACCAGUCUACUGCGAACUCUCUGGGUCUCACCUAUGGGGCCCAUCCGGCCUGCAGCUCCAGCUAUGGACCACAAAGUUUCUGUGCUACGUAUAACCAUUACGCGCUCAACCAGGAAGUGGACUCCACAGCGGGAUUCCCUCAGUGCGGCCCACUGAUGUACUCGGGUAACAUUUCCUCCUCCAUGGUGUCUCAGCAUCGCCAAGGUUACAGUGCCGCCCCACUGGGUCAACUGCAGUAUGCCCACGCUGCCUAUGGCGGCGGGCACGAGCAAGCUGCCCCUUUUCCUGGGUGCUCAAACCCGCUGUCACCACUGCACGCAGCUCACCUGGAGGCUUGCUGUUCACCUCUGUCUGAGGGCGCAUCUUCUGCACAAACCUUCGACUGGAUGAAAGUCAAAAGGAACCCUCCGAAAACAGGCAGGUCUGGGGAGUACGGUUAUGGGGGUCAGCCGAACACGGUCCGGACCAACUUCACCACCAAGCAGCUGACGGAGCUGGAAAAGGAGUUCCACUUCAACAAGUACCUGACCCGUGCUCGGCGCGUUGAGAUCGCGGCAGCGCUGCAGCUGAAUGAGACUCAGGUGAAAAUCUGGUUCCAGAACCGGAGGAUGAAGCAGAAGAAGAGGGAGAAAGAAGGGCUGCUGCCAGCCAAAGCUCCAUCCUCACACCCGGGAGAGAGCAGUCAAGAGAAAAUGGACGAUGCAGAAUCUGAGAAGUCAAUCUCAGCUCCCUCUACUCCUUCUCCCAUAUCCUCCACGGUGUCUGAUCCUUACUCCUCCAACUAAAAACCUACUGCCUCCUUAAUUCCUCGGGCCACAGGCGGCCUGUAUAUAAUAAAGCUCAUACCAAGUGUAUCAAAGCCAAAGUCCUGGUGGAUGGGUGACAGAUGUGGACAUUAAGGAUGAAUUAAUGCACUAUUUGGGACUUUGGACAAUAAUAUGGACCAUUUCUGAGUUAUAGUUUUGUUUUAUAUUGUGCCAUGUGUUCGUAAGAACGAUAUCAUUGCUGUCCAAACAACAAUAAUUCAAAAUGUGUCCACGUUAUUUUGAAAUUUAACGUAAAAUACGCGUUGCGCCACGACUAUGAUGGUGCAGAGGAUUUCAAGUCCCUUCCUUACACCUGCUCCUGACCAGUGCUGCUGAAUGUGCCAAGUCACGAAGCUGCACACACAAACAAAUACCUCAUAUGUGCCAAAGUUAUGCGUAAUGGCCACGGCCAGGGUGAUUGCACUGGAUGUCGUCAAUUAGGCAUCACACAAUCAAAGAGAUGACCUCGUUUAUUAAUCGUUAUAGAGUCUAUUGUUAUAGUACCUCCUUAAUCACUGUCCCCUCUAUGUGUUUGUGUGUCACGACUGUCUGAAUGUCUAUUGUGUGAGAUUUGCAUGAUGCAUAAUGCUUUCAUGUAUUAUUAUUAUUAUUAUUAGCGGGCCGCUGAGUUUUAUCAGUUGGGGAACCGGUCAUGUAAGGCCAUGUAUGUUCCAGGCUUUUAUCUGUUAUCUAUUUAAUCCAGUGGAG